Tinamus guttatus (white-throated tinamou) is the source of this 2198-nucleotide messenger RNA. NCBI's taxonomy places the organism in Eukaryota, Metazoa, Chordata, Aves, Tinamiformes, Tinamidae. The record is from RefSeq and is a predicted model, not a curated record.
AUGGAGGAGGCCCUGUGCAAAGCAAGGAGAGAAACACCUGAAGCUGAGUUUGAGCAGGAAGUAUUUGAUGCUGGUGACUACUUUGGGAUAAUGCAAGUAGAAGAGGUGGAUGAGGAGGAAGAAGCUGAGGAGGAACUGGAAGCACAAGUGAAAAAGAAACCAAAUCCUGGAAAUGAUUCUUGUUUCAAAGUGAUCAUAACAAAUGAGAAUGGACUUCAAGCCUCCAAUCCAGACAGCAUUUUCCUCAUUGACCACGCCUGGACGUACCGCAUCGACCAUGCCCGGCAGCAGCUGCUCCAUGUCCCCGGCUUGCUUCACAGGAUGGCAAAUCUCAUGGGGAUUGACUUCCACGGAGAGGUCCCUGACGAGGGCAGUAUAGAGCAAGUGCUGCAGGAAAUGUGGAAAUACAACCAGACCUACCAGCUUUCUCAAGGAACCGCCGAGGAGAAGGUUCCUGUGUGGUACAUUAUGGAUGAAUUUGGGUCACGCAUUCAGCAUUCGGAUCAGCCUAGCUUUGCAACAGCACCUUUAUUUUAUAUGCCUCAGCAAAUCGCAUAUACUCUUCUCUGGCCUUUGAGAGACCUGGAAACGGGUGAUGAGGUAACUCGUGACUAUGCUUAUGGGGAAACCGAUCGCUUGAUCAGGAAAUGUGUCUUGUUACCGUGGGUGCCUACUGAAGUGGUGGACGUCAGCUGUUUCACCCCAGAGCCAUCGGAUGAGCAUUACCAGGCUAUUUUAACAGAAAACAAGGAGAAAUUGCCUAUAGAAAUAAAGCCAUCGGUUUAUGCCGAAGACAAAGUUUUCAAAGUUUUCACAGAUGUUCAGCAGUUCCUCAACAACCUGACACAUCCCCGCUUCGUGUUCACAGACAGCGAGGGAGAAGCAGACAUUCUCUUCAACUUCUCACACUUCAAAGACUACAGGAAGCUAAGUGAGGAGAGGCCUGAGGUGAUGCUGAAUCAGUUCCCCUGCGAGAACCUCCUGACUGUCAAGGAUUGCCUGGCGUCCGUGUCCAGACGGGCUGGGGGAGCAGACGGGCCCAGGUGGCUGCCUCGGACUUUCAACCUCCAGACCGAAUUGCCCCAGUUCAUCAGCUACUUCCAGCAGCGCGAGAGGAGAGGAGAAGACAAUCACUGGAUAUGCAAGCCGUGGAACUUGGCCAGAAGCCUGGACACCCACAUCACCAACAGCCUUAACAAUAUCAUCAGGAACAGGGAAAGCAGCCCCAAGGUAGUUUGCAAAUAUAUUGAGAAUCCAGUCUUGUUUCACCGAGAAGAUGUGGGAAUGGUGAAAUUUGACAUCCGUUAUGUUGUCUUGUUGCGGUCCAUAAAACCACUCAAGCUGUAUGUCUAUGAUGUGUUUUGGCUGCGCUUUUCAAACAGGGCAUUUUCACUUGAUGACUUGCAUGACUAUGAGAAGCAUUUCACUGUCAUGAACUAUACUCCUGGUGUAACAUUAAAACAGGUACACUGUGAAGAGUUUAUUCCUCUUUUUGAAAAACAAUAUCCAGAAUAUCCAUGGACAACAGUACAAGCAGAUAUUUUUAAGGCAUUUGCUGAAUUGUUCCAAGUUGCUUCAGCUAAACCUGCACCUCUUGGGAUCUGCGAUUAUCCAUCAUCGAGAGCAAUAUAUGCCGUUGAUUUGAUGCUCAAGUGGGACGUCAGCAGAGACGGAAAAAAAAUUAUGCAGCCUCAGAUCCUGGAGGUGAACUUCAAUCCUGACUGUGACAGAGCCUGCAAGUACCACCCUACCUUUUUUAAUGAUGUCUUCAGCACCCUGUUUCUGGAUGAAGUAGACAACUGCCAUGUGACAUGUAUUGUCUAGGCAAGGAGGCUUGGCUCCGUAAAUGGUUUCCUUUCCAAGAUGUGCUUAACAGCAAUACUUAUGUCAGUUCUAUGAGCUGCUUAUGCAAAUAUCCUCCUAUACUGGUAACCCAGGAAAAAAAAAAGUGAUAUCAGAAGAAUAUGCAUAACUAUACACUGUAUUGAUAAUCAUUUUGUCUGCAUUUUCCUUAUCUUGCUUAGUUUUAUAUCACCAAUCUGUGUUGACCAAAUGUCUUGUUUUAUGGAAUAUGGGAGACCACAAAAUAGAACGGUAACUGGAACAAUUGGCUUGUUUCUCAGGUAGCCUAACUCAUUUGCUGGGAAACAUUGUACAGCUUCUCUCUGUCGACAUUAAAAUUAUAAUUUACUGAAUCA